This is a messenger RNA of Panicum hallii, 404 nucleotides long. RefSeq lists its product as uncharacterized. NCBI's taxonomy places the organism in Eukaryota, Viridiplantae, Streptophyta, Magnoliopsida, Poales, Poaceae. The coding region runs from base 10 to 378 and encodes 122 amino acids. The record is from RefSeq and is a predicted model, not a curated record. The transcript has a single exon.
AGAUCAGCGAUGGCCGGCGUCGAGUGUGAGCCGAAGGUCACCCAUAGCAAAGGAAAGGCGGAGUCUCUGUCCGGCGAGGAGUGUUCGCUGGAGGAACGUGCCAGUAAAAGGAUCGACUGUUCCGAGGCGGAGAAGGGGCCGGCAGCGCCGGUGGUCACCGGCGGCGAAGGAGAGGAGGCUUCAGCGAAGAAGAUGUGGCGGCUGCCCAGGGAAGAGGUCAAUUGGAUCCUCUCCCAGUCGAACGAACCUGUCGAUCCUGAGAUCCGGGCCCUGAAGCGUGCCAAUCCGUCGCUGGUGCCGUCGCCGGAGGAGGACGAGUACAUGGUGCUCCUCUACGCAUGUGCCCGCGACUGUUACGACAAUGAAGCAAUGUUGUAGGUAAAUAGCGGGCUAUAAAGCGGCAU